UAUUAUUCAUGCAACCUACUUUCUCAUGUUCCUGUUUUGAGUAUCUCUGUUCCCUUCCAGUACUUGGAACAAAUUAUCCUUGCAACCCAUUACUAUAUAGCAGGUGUAGGGGGAACUUUUGACCCUCCUGAUGUUACUGGACCACAGUUCCCAUCAUCCCUGUCCAUUGGCCAUGUCAGCUGGGGCAGAUGGGAAUUGUAGUUCAGCAUAUAUCUGGAGGGCCAAAAGUUCUCUACACCUACCAUAUAAGAUUGGUAAUUUAUGAAACACAAUUAUUUUAUCAUGUAACUAAAAAGAUGAAAUCAACCCAUUAUAUGCUGCCUUUAAAAAAAAUGAAAACUUGGGGGGGGGGUUAGAUAUUUGAGAAUGUAAUAAAGCUGGGAGAAGAAGAAGGAAGGAAUUUCAGUUUAAACAUUGAUUUCCUCUUUUAAAAAUCCAGCCCCGAUUCCCUAAUUCACAUCCAGCAACCCUGCAUAAAAAUGUUUUUUCUUAAGGUACAUGAGCCCUGCAAGUUUCCAAGGAAGGCAGCAACACGAAGAGAAGGCCAGGGAUGUGCAGCCACACCUUCUCUACCCUUUCCUAUUCCCACAAAAGUGUGUGUGUAAUUUUUAAACAGAAAAGGGCACAGGCAAUGCAUGAGCAAGUGGCCAACCACAGAGCCACCAUACUCCCACCCUUGCAAGCCGAUGUCUGUGUUUUUUACGCCAUGAUGAUACCUUGUCAUCUGAGGCUCCGACCACAGACCACAUUCUCUGUCACGCUCCUUGUUGAUAAUUAUACUUCUCAAAAACAAGCAAGAUGCAAAAGCAUCCCUGCAGGCAGCUCAGGCGGCAACAGAAGUGGAUUCCUGUCCUGUCCCUAAAACUUGCAGCUCAGAAAGAAGCAACACUGCACAUGCCUUGUGAUUGGGCUGCGGGCUGCCAUAGUCCUACCCUACCUCUGUUAAUUUAAUGUGCUGUGCUCCUCUUCCAUGUAAAAUUAUGUUGCCUCAGUUCAGAAAGGGGGAAGCCAGACUAUUGCUGCUGCUUCUGAGGCGCCAGGCACUCAAGUGAAAUGCUAAUACAACCGUAUGUUGUGCUCAUGUGCUUACUCUGUUUCUACCCUGGCGACGUCAGAUCAUGGGGCCCUCACCAUAGCAAUGGUUUGCUGCUGGAGUUCAAAAGUGUGGUUUGGCUCUUGAGAAGAUGGCUAGAAACCAGUAGAGGAAUGAGGUUUCCAUUCUUUAUCCAUUAUUCUGUUCUGCUGUUAUCAGUUGAUACAGAGGGCGGUGGGGGCACAGAAUUAUAGGGCAGCGCUACAGUCGGCCUGAGUGAAAUCUCAGUGCCCCUCCUCUUCCACAGCUCUUUAUACCUCCCUCAACCACUUACCCCCUCACAUAUUCCCCUUCUUUCCUCUCAAUGCACCCUCUUGCUCCUCUGCAGCACAGUUAAUACCUCCUUUAGCCCCAGCUACUUCCACCUGCCCCUUCCCCAACUCCCCCUCCUCUCCAGCAUUCCUCCCCUCCCACUUCCCUCGAGGCCUAAAAUUGCCACGCACACAAUGUUCCUGCCCUUCUAUAUGCCCUCUCAUUCCUCCCUAUUUCUCUCUUGCAGUAAGUGAUUGUGCCUUCCCGUUAUGCAGGUUAUUGUUGAGCUUUGCAGCACAGUACUGUAUCUCUCUCCUCUCCCCUGCUGCUGUCUCCACCCCUGUUCCUAACCAUUAGCCGGUGACCACAUGUUGGGUGGGCCACUUGCCUCUUGUGGUUUUCCUCUUCUGUCUGCAGCUCUCGGUUGCUAUCGCAGCCAGCUAGCACCAGACAGGAAGGUUACUUCCUUGUGCAACGGAGCAAGGCUGCUUCAGCUCUUUCUCUGUGAGCGGCUUCUUGUGUCUACGCAGCUUAGUUUCUUGGGGCUUCUGCUUUUGCUAUGGGAGGACUGGACUGCUAGAAGAAGCUGUCGGCAGCCAAAAUGGAUCCAGAGAGAGACGGCGGUAGUGAAGAAGCAGGCAAACAAUUGGAAAAUCCCAUGGCAGGAUCCUGUGAAAUCAGCAAUCUCAUCUCAAACUACUUCAGCGCCAUGUACCAGCCAGAAGAAGCACCACCCGACCCAGACCUACUGACCCACCUUGGAGAUGAUGAUAACCUUUCUCUCACUUUGUCUAACACCCAGAUGGCCACAGAGACAACAGGCAAGCCGACAUGGUAUGGCGAGAUGCCACACUGCUGGAGCAGGGCUCAAGUGCUGGAGUGGAUCAGCUACCACGUGGAGAAAAACAAGUACGAUGCCAGUGCCAUUGACUUCUCCUGCUGCAAUAUGGAUGGCUACACACUUUGCCAAUACACGCGGGACCAGCUGGGACUCAUCUUCGGGCCCCUUGGAGAUGAGCUCUAUGACCGCCUGCACGAAAUCACAUCUGUCCCGGAUGAACUUGGCUGGAUCAUGUCUGUGCUAAGGAGCGAAGAUGUCUCUCAAGAGGCCCUUCUGGACUCCAGCCCCAUUAGGUGAGGGGAAAAAUGUAAUCAGGAUUACCUGGAAGAGAUGAAGUUAGCAAACAUCUUCUCCCAGUCCGACCUUGGCUACAUCUCUGGGGCCAUGUCACCAGACAGCUCAGCUUCUCUAGCAGGGACAAUGUCUCAGAGCCCUCAGUCUCAGGACUCCGGUGGAAGUGACCUAGAUCUCGACCCCAUAGACAUGAAGCACUGCCACUUUUCUGAUGGUGACUACACAGAAUAUAAGAAAGAAGAUCUCAAGAAGCGGAAAAGGGGACGGCCCAGGAAGGUCAGCAAGGACAGCAGAGACUGCCUGGAGACCAAGAAAAGCAAACACUCUCCAAGAGGGAUCCACCUAUGGGAAUUCAUCCGGGACAUCCUAAUUCACCCAGAGAUGAAUGAGGGGUUGUUGAAGUGGGAAGACCGACGUGAAGGCAUCUUCAAGUUCCUGCGCUCUGAGGCGGUGGCUCAGCUCUGGGGGCAAAAGAAAAAGAACAGCAGCAUGACCUAUGAGAAGCUGAGCAGAGCCAUGAGGUAUUACUACAAGCGGGAGAUCCUCGAACGAGUGGAUGGCCGGCGACUGGUGUACAAAUUUGGGAAGAACUCCAGUGGGUGGAAGGAGGAAGAGGUUCAAGACAGGAGCUAAGAGCUGCAAGAGCCACACACGGACUUGGACAUGGCCCAUCCUUGCUCAGAGGAGCAUCUCUGAGCACAGUAUGCACUGACGUGGGCUCUGAGCCCCUUAAACUGCUAUCUCCAGCAGUGUGUGUUAGACUCCAGCCCUUCUAUGGGGCAAAGUGUGUGUUCUGGCUCCUAGCUGGGAGCUCAGGUAAUUACAGCUGAUAUUUUGGCUCAAGUAGGUUAUUGUGAACCAUUAUUACUUUGUUGCAAUUGGACUCUGGCUGACAUCUUGGCUCUGGAUAGGAUUACAACGCCUUUGGCUGUCUGCUGCACCGCACAGAGCUCAUCAAGGCAGAAGGGACUGGGUGUUCUCGGCAGUUUGCUUUGUCCCAGGAGGCCAUUCACAGGACACUCAACGGUCUGCUGAUUCACAGAGAAUGCCAUGGCCAACUGUGCAUAGGGAAGGAAGAUUUGCCACUGGUGCCUUCAGAAUAUGGGAAUGCUGAUACCCAGUUUGGAGUAGUAAUUGGAAGUGAAGCUUCCCACCCAGAUGCAGACUAGUUGGUGGCUAAUGUUCCUGUUUAACAGGCAGAACUUAGCUGGUCAGUCUUUGAAUGUAGGACUCCAAUAAUUAUGGAUUUCACAUUGCUUUGGAAGGCAGAGUUCAGGAGCCUCUUCAUUGGCUCUUCCCCAGUCAAAACAUUAUUGGGGGGGGUCUUCUUCCCAGAAAGCACAGCAGCCUUCCCUAUGAAUUGCAUCUUUUCACUCUUAAUUUAUGUGAUAUAUGUAAGUGUGUUUAUAUAAUGUACAUAGAUAUCUAUUUUUUUCAUAACUAAAGUUGUG
Molecule: messenger RNA, 3931 nt
Organism: Podarcis muralis (Common wall lizard)
Lineage: Eukaryota; Metazoa; Chordata; Lepidosauria; Squamata; Lacertidae
Source: RefSeq, a predicted model, not a curated record